Messenger RNA from Triticum turgidum subsp. durum (durum wheat), 1560 nucleotides. The record is from the annotation of a GenBank genome assembly. NCBI's taxonomy places the organism in Eukaryota, Viridiplantae, Streptophyta, Magnoliopsida, Poales, Poaceae.
AUGGAUCCGCUCCCUUUCCGGAUCGCGACCAUGGGAACCCGCGGGCUCGCCGUGCUGCUCCUCGCGGCCGUGCUGCUGCAGGCACUCCUCCCGGCGUCGGAGGCGGAGGGCCUGGUGCGGAUCGCGCUGAAGAAGCGCGCCAUCGACCGGAACAGCCGCGUCGCCAAGAGCCUCUCCGACCGCGAGGAGGUGCCCCUCCUCGGCGGCGGCGCCGCCAACACCCUGCGCUCCGAGGAGGAGGGCGACAUCGUGUCCCUCAAGAACUACAUGAACGCGCAGUACUUCGGGGAGAUCGGCGUCGGCACCCCGCCGCAGAAGUUCACCGUCAUCUUCGACACCGGCAGCUCCAACCUCUGGGUGCCCUCCGCCAAGUGCUACUUCUCGAUUGCGUGCUACCUCCACGCACGCUACAAGGCCGGGGCGUCCAGCACCUACAAGAAGAAUGGAAAGCCUGCUGCCAUUCAGUACGGCACUGGUUCAAUUGCUGGAUAUUUCAGCGAGGAUAGUGUUACAGUGGGUGAUCUUGUUGUGAAAGAUCAGGAGUUCAUUGAGGCUACAAAGGAGCCAGGUGUUACUUUCUUGGUUGCAAAGUUCGAUGGUAUUCUUGGGCUUGGGUUUAAGGAAAUAUCUGUUGGCAAAGCAGUUCCUGUGUGGUAUAAUAUGGUAGAGCAAGGUCUCAUCAGUGAUCCUGUUUUCUCGUUCUGGUUGAACCGACAUGCUGAUGAUGAAGGAGAGGGUGGUGAGAUUAUUUUUGGAGGAAUGGAUCCCAAACACUACGUGGGUGAGCACACAUAUGUCCCAGUCACCCAGAAGGGAUAUUGGCAGUUUGACAUGGGUGAUGUCCUGGUUGGAGGGAAGUCCACAGGAUUCUGUGCUGGCGGUUGUGCCGCAAUUGCUGAUUCUGGAACUUCACUGCUUGCUGGCCCCACGGCCAUCAUUACUGAAAUUAACGAGAAGAUUGGUGCGGCUGGGGUAGUCAGCCAAGAGUGCAAAACAAUUGUUUCUCAGUAUGGACAACAGAUCCUCGACCUGUUGCUAGCAGAGACACAGCCCAAAAAGAUCUGCUCCCAGGUUGGUCUGUGCACCUUUGAUGGGACUCGUGGUGUUAGUGCUGGAAUUCGGAGCGUGGUUGAUGAUGAGCCUGUGAAAUCAAAUGGCCUCCGUACCGAUCCCAUGUGCAGUGCCUGUGAGAUGGCUGUUGUGUGGAUGCAGAACCAACUUGCACAGAACAAGACCCAGGAUCUCAUACUGGAUUACGUUAACCAGCUGUGCAACCGUCUCCCGAGCCCCAUGGGAGAAUCAGCCGUGGACUGUGCCAGCCUCGGAUCCAUGCCUGACAUUGAGUUCACCAUUGGCGGCAAGAAGUUUGCGCUGAAACCAGAAGAGUAUAUCCUGAAGGUUGGUGAAGGAGCCGCUGCCCAGUGCAUCAGUGGAUUCACAGCCAUGGACAUCCCCCCUCCCCGCGGUCCUCUCUGGAUCCUGGGAGACGUCUUCAUGGGCCCCUACCACACCGUCUUCGACUAUGGCAAGCUGCGGGUCGGCUUCGCCAAGGCGGCCUGA